Molecule: messenger RNA, 453 nt
Organism: Trichophyton rubrum CBS 118892
Lineage: Eukaryota; Fungi; Ascomycota; Eurotiomycetes; Onygenales; Arthrodermataceae
Exons: 1
Coding region: 1-453 (150 amino acids)
Source: RefSeq, a predicted model, not a curated record
AUGAUAGGCAAUUUUUUAGUUACCUGGGACUGGAAUUGGCUGGGAGGGAGUUUAACCUGUUUGAUUUCUUUUCUGUCUUCUUCCCGGUGUGAUGUCAUUUUAAUUUGUGAACUACUACUCCGUACUUCUUCCGAGUCUCUUCGAGAGUGUAUUUGGCGCAAAUCGGCAACUUUUGCUUUUCCCAUUCCCACCUUCUUUUUGCUUCUCCUGGUUCUCCAGUGUCUCUCUGUCUCUAUGUGCCUUUACCCGGUUACUUCGCCGGAAUAUUCCCUCGCAAUCAGAGAGCAAGACAAGCCAAGUUCAGGACUCCCUCACCUGCAGAACAGCCCCCCAGUCCUCGUCGUGUUUUCUAGUCUCCGCUUCUUCUCGAAUCCUUCUCUUGUGGGGGUUCAAGCGCAGGCAGAAUCAUUAUUGGCAUCGAUCAGGGGGGCAGUGCUAGCGCGAUGUAACUAA